UGGCCGACUCACGUAACGUCAAAACUUAUUGGGCGAGUGUCUUCGAAAACGUGUGAUUUUUAUCGAAAACGAAGCGAAAUUUAUAUAUCCAGUGUAUGUGACGUGAUUGAGUGCUUGUGUUUUUGUGUAAUUUCAUAAUAUCAAGAUAUUUGUUACACGGUGGACGACGGAACCUACCAAUUGUACACUCGGGUCUGAUGCACAAUGUGAGGGUGGUGGCAUGUGGGGCGCGCAGGCGGGGUGGUGGUGCGGCGCGCUGGCGGCCGCGCUGCUGGCGCUGCUCGCGCUCUGCCGCCGCGCCAAGCGAGCGCCCUCGCCCGUGCCCCAAACGACAGUCACCCAGGUGCACAUAGUGUGUAAUGGUGCGGCACGCGUGACACGUGCUGGGACUCCGCCGGAACCCACACGCGCUCGCGUCGCGCUGGCCGCUGCGCCCGCGCCUGAACCCCCCGUCAACUCCCAACGACCCCCACGCGAUUCACAGCAACCCCCUCACAUACUUAUCGUACAAAACUGCACACAAAAUACUAUUCCUCAGCAAUCUGACUCACCCCAACCCUCGAGCUCUCAAGGUCCUCGGCAACCACCAUUAGAAUAUCGUGGAAUACCGAAGUUACCUUUGCCGGAGCAGUGGCUUCAUAAACGCCCCUUCGAUUACAAGUAUUCGGCAAUUGCGAGACCAUUUGCCCAUAUAGUGAACUCGGAUCUCAUGGUCGAUCAGCAGAGGGAAUCGCGGGCGAAGAAGUACAGCGCCACAAGAUCUCCGUCGUUGGAAAAAGACGAGAAAUCACCCUUUGUGAGUAGUGCGAAAUCAGAAGACACGGAAGUUUUUGGAUUUGACAGCGAAUCCGUGCGUAAGUUGAGCGAAGACAGCGAUAAAUCUAGGGAAAUGGGAGAACGACCGCCCUCUUCGCCGCACGAGAGCAAGAAAGAGCUGUCUCCGACAAAUUUGCGUAGAUUUCGAUCAGUGAGCACGAGGCUCAAUAUGUGUAGUGUUAAUGAGAGCCCUCUGCCAGAGGGCCAACAGGAGAGGUUAGAAAUGCAAAGUUCUCCUCGUAUACUCGAGUGUAGUUCAGCUAAGGAGAAGACCUCAGGAACUAAAUUCGAUUUUUCUCCGAAAAUUUUAGCUGAUACCAUUGCCUCUCCGCGUUUUUUCACACCACCCGAAAUGGUAUCGCCUUUAUUUUUCGCGGAACCCUCCCCAAAGUCUGUUUAUUAUGAUAGUGUGAGGUCACCGAAAUUCUUCCCCGAAACGCCUCGCGAUGCAGAAGUUCCUCAGUCGCAACGUGCGUUAGGUGACCACAGAAACCGUACAAAUGGUAUAGAAAAACCCAGCUCGCCUAGAGUUUUAAGCGCUCGACCUAGCCCUAAGGUUCAUAGUUAUAAUAAAGAAAAUUACUUCACAUUCGAACACGUCACUGCAACAGAAGAGAAUGCAGCGAGAGUGUCACCAAGACCGAAACGGUAUGGAGGAAGGAAUUCUAUAGAAAGAGAAAGAUUUACACCACCAGCUGAUAAGGCUGACGUUAAAAAGUACAGAAGGCACAAUAGUUGUGACACGAACUAUAGAAGCGUAGAGGUGAAUAUUUCCAAAUGCGACGAUAUCAAGGAAACGGCUGAUGCUGGAACUAAAAUGGAAGCAACAGACAGAGAUGUAGUAGAUUGCUGUGCCAAAAUAGAAUCUUUGCAAGUUGAUACAACGGCUAGUGAGAAACACGAACUAACUCCGAUUUCGAAUUCAGCGCAAGUGAGACGACAGAGAUUAAAAUCGAUAUCUCUAGAUUCCGAUAAUGCAAAAAUAAUCGAACAGAAUUUAGGUUUACCAAUAGCCAAACAGAUGAAAGAUCAGAUGAACGAAGCGUACAAAAAUCAAGAAGGGAGUGCGUCCUGCGAAAGUAUAGAGCGGUAUCAGAAGUCGCCUUCGAAAGAACGACCAGUAUUUAAGUUUGAUGUCGAACAGAAAGAAAAAGUCGAAAGUGACCCGAAAUCACCUGAUCGCAAGCAGAAGAAAUGUCUCCGUCAAAGUUGUGACACUCAAUCUUUCUUAGAUAUGCCCAGGUUUUCGCCCAAGGAAUUCGAAAUAACCGUAACAUCCGAGGAAGGUGCAACGACAUCCGCUGAAACACAAACGAAACGAAAAGGCAAGAAUUUGCGAAACUUAACAAUCGAUUUGUCGAAACGCGAUAGCGAUCUGGAAAAGGAGCUGUUGGAAUUCGAGAAGCUCUACACAAAUGCUGAAGAGAAGAAGGUAAAAACGCCAACAUUAAAAGUCAAAGCGACAUCACUGGAUUCUUCUGAAACCGUUAAUCUUUCUCUACCUCAGAAGAAGACUUUGGAAGUUCCUCAAAAUUCUAUUUCAGUUCCCAAUACUCCUAAACGUCAGUUGAAACGUAUACUUGCUCAAAAGAACGUAAAACACGAUUUGUCUGGUGGUAAAGUAGGAUACAACUCCAUACAAUCCAACGCCGACCAGCGCAGGUUGUUUAUGAAGGGGCAGGAUAGUGGUAUAUUUCUAAGGGAAAACCAUGCGAGCCUCAUGCUAUAUCAACCUGGUACAUCUAGAAUGGGCUCCCGCACAAUGGGUUCGUUUGACGAGAAUAUGACAGAUAAUGCCCCAGAAAUAAAUGUGUCAACCGUUGAUAAUAGACCUGGAUUCCACUUGGAUUCGGGCCAAACUCUAGGUUCUAACUUAUUAAAUUAUAAACAAAAUUUAAGCGUAUCAAGUACAAAUUUGAAAACCCUUCCCGAGGGUGUACCGUCUGAUGAUUUCGAACCAAGUGCGGAAGACGAGAAAUUAGUUAAGAAAUUACAUAGACGCAAUUCUAAUCAAAGUUUAAUGCUAAGUACACACAGUCUUCAGGGCUCGAAUUGUUCUCUAAGUAGCGCGGGAGCUUCGUGUCAUAAUUUAGCGACAGUCAGAACGAGUAUAUCGAAUUUUAGUUUAAAUAACGACAGUAGACAAAAGAAGUUUUCUCUGGAAAGGCGAGAUUCGAGCGCCUCCAUCAACCCUAGUGAACAUUUGACGCCAACCACGAGAGUGAUAUGUUCGUCAAAUACGAAUUUAUCUGGCGAAGUUUCUAAAAAUUGUCUGUUACAACGUCGAGGCUCAAACAAUAGUCUUACCUUAAAUAUAUUAUCUUCAAACAACCUUAGUCGACAUUCGAGUAACAGUUCUCUGAACAAGGAAGCUAAACUUGGCCAAAAAAAGGGUUUAUUGGAGAGGAGAAGCUCUAAUACGUCUCUUACCCUGAAUAUUAACACUUCGAAUCCUCAACUAUCAACUAACCGUGGUUUAAGCAUAUCAAAUUAUAAUCUUAACGGCUCUACGUGUAAUCUAAGCCGCUAUAACAGCAACCAUAGUAUUGAUAAUGCUGAACCAAGAAAGGGAAUCUUGGAAAGAAGAAGUUCAAAUACCUCCCUAACUCUCAACAUCCAACCUCAAGAGCCCAGAGAUUUGGAAAUAGACGAGACAUUAAUAGACGCAAAUCUUAAAGAGUUACCGCACAGGGACAAACACAGGAAGUCGUUGAGUACAGAAAAUUUAAUACCGAAAUCUUAUAAAAAUAGAACAAGGUUCCGGUCAACGGAAAAGGGUUUUGGAUCACACGACAAUUUGUGGUCGGCGUCAUAUGGUGACCAAGAAUAUCCCCAGAACCUUACCUACGUUUGUGGUGAUCAAGAAAAUGAGAUUAUAUACGCAUUCGGUCGCCAAGAGGACCCAAACUUUCAACCCGGUUUCGUCCGAAAUAUUACAACGAAACCCCUGAGCCCUCAAAGUACGUCCGAAGAUUUCAGACUCUAUUUAGCCAAUAUGCAACACUUGCAGAACGCUUCGAGUGUUCUGACGAGACAACAGUUAAAAGACCUGAACGAUGUCUUCCAAAAUGGGUAUUCCAAAUUUAAAUGCUUGAGCAAAAAUGAUGGCCAGCACUGUUGUUCAGGUCGCGUGGAUAUCGAUCUAGUGUCUGAGAAUCCACAGAUGGCUCUGCCGGAGACGGUGGCAUCGCAACCAUGUUCUGAAUACCAGAAAAUGUUAUUGCGAAACUUACACCAAGAGUUUUGGGAUAUGCCGACGAAUUUUCAGGAGAAGCCAAUAGUGUCAGGGUCCCAUACGAAGAAUAGGUAUAAGACGAUCCUACCUAACGAACAUUCUAGAUUCAUUCUUCGAGCGGACGGUGAUAACAGCGAGGGAUAUAUAAAUGCCAAUUAUAUAAAGGGGCAUGAAUACACCAAGAACAGCUACAUAGCGACUCAAGGGCCGCUUCCGAACACAUUAUACGAUUUCUGGUUAAUGGUUCGGCAGAACAACGCCGAAUUCCUCUCCCAACGACCUCCUGGUACCACCACCGAAUACGUUCAGAAGAUAGUCAUGCUAACAAACUUCAUAGAGAACAACAGACAGAAAUGUGAAAAAUAUUUCCCGUUGGAGAUCGAUGAAGAAGUAACAAUAUCGAGUCCAGAUUGCUCGGAAGUCUGCUUCUUCUUCGAUGAUGAUAUGCCGAAGAACACAUUUAAAAUCAGGAAUAUUGGAAAGAUAAAAAAAUCUGGUUACACGAUAAGGAAAUUGGAUAUGACAUACGUGAAUUCAAGUGGUGUUAGUGAUGCUAGUGUCACAGUGUACCAUUAUUGGUUCCACAAUUGGGCAGAUCAUAAGUGUCCGAAGGAUGUAAACGCUUUGUUAAAUUUGAGUUUGGAUAUUUUAAGAGAAGAGUGUUACGAUUUCAGUGAGUGUAAAGACGAGAAAGACGAACAGUGUAAAUGCAGUGAUAGUCCUAAGCCCGGUUCUAAGUUCGUGUUCCCUCCGUUGGAGUCGCAAAGCAUAGCGUGUCCUGUCAAAGUUUGUGUGACGUCACCUUUGAACUUUACUGUUGAAAAUCAUUCACCACCAACGAUAAUUCACUGUUCUGCGGGUAUUGGCAGGACAGGGUGUUUGAUUGCUAUCCUUAAUGGUAUAAAGCAGUUGACAAACGAACAGAAAGUAGAUGUAUUGAGUAUAGUUUGUAAUAUGCGUUUGAAUAGAGGUGGGAUGGUACAAAACUCGGAGCAGUAUGAACUAAUACAUAAAGUAUUGUGUUUGUUCGAACACGCUUGCUUGCCCGAUUUAUAGCUAAAGCGGUAACUAACCAGUCUUGUGAUUAAUUAUGUAUUUUUUGUUUAGAUAUUUUUCCAAAAAUUAGUUUUAGUGUAAAUUUUGUUCGAGUACUUUUUAAAUUUUUUCUACUAAAAUUUUAUUAGUGACAAUCUUUCAUUGCCCUCUAAACAGUUUUCUUAAUAAUGCUUAAUUUUUAACUGUCCGAAUUAGUGUACCAGUCUAGAAGAUCCUUAACUUCCGUAUUUUAUACUAAAUUAUUUUGGUCAAUGAAACUGUGUUUACAAUAGUAGAAUAAUUGGUAAAAUAAUUCGACUCAGUGCCCUUUUAAUUAAAUCUCUUUAUCUUAUCUUAUCUUUAAAUAUGUAUAAAUAUAUAUUUUUAUUUUAUAAUUACUUAAUUUGUCGCAUGAUGCUCUAUUCUUCUCUUCAAUAUUUAAAUUGUCCCAGUAAAAGAUAAAAAAACAUAUAUUUUAAAUCUAGAAAGGCAAUAGAUAUGUCUAUUAUAUAAAUAAUCAUUUUAUUUACUUAUUUAUAGUAGGUACAUAAGUAAAAAUAACUCAAGUGUACCUAAUUGCUCAUCUUUGCUCAAAAAUAUAACAGAUUUUUAAUCUGGUUGUGGGAUAAGUUGUCGUCACAAUUAAACAAAUUUGCUUGCAAAAUAAAUUACAAUAAAUUUGUGAGACAUGUAAUUUUAAUAGAUGUUCCCAAGACAUUGCAAUCAGGGUUUAACUUUAUUCCUUAAAAUUAGAAAAUGAAAUUUGCAAUAAAAAAAAGUAUAUUUACACUUUACUUUAUCAUAAAAUCCUUGGAAUAAUAAAUUAUAGUAUGUAUUGUUAUGGUUCGCAGUCGGCUACGCUACUACCACCAAAACGAAUUUUCUGCUAUUGUAAACAUUAUCGGUAUAGUUUUCACGGACCGUAUUAUAAAAUCACUUGAUUUUUAUCUAAAGACAUAACGCACAUUUUGUUUUAAAAUUAAUUUAUUCUAGGUUAUAUAAGGUAGCGAAUUCUGACAAAUUUAUAAUAUAUUUGUAUUGUAAUUUUAUAUAAUGGGUCACCGGAAAGUAUUUAAUUUUGGAAUGUAAAGUAAAAGUCCUGACAUUUCAUGAUUAAUAUGGUGUCAGUACUGUAAUAUGUAAAUGCUAUUAGUUUUCAAUCAUCUGAUCUAUAUAUAUUCAUAUAUAUAUCAGAUAGAUAUUCAGACAUGUUCUUAUGCUGCCUAUGAAUAAUUAGGAAGAACUUUCCGUGUGACCCUAUAUUUAAAAUAUGCCCUCUUCCAUAAAUAAACGAGGACUUUCUUCAGAAAAAGUAUAAUUGCUAUGGUCUUGAUUUACUCAUAAUUGAACCCAGUUUACAUAAGCACUGUGUCGAUAUAUUUUUUCAAAUAUGUGCAAAGUUAUUACUAAUUUACUAAAUACUACUACUAAUAUUUGUUUUCAAUGAUAUUUAACAUUCAUAAUAUCAAAUGGGAAGCCUAUGUUAUUCACAACGACAAAAGGAUCUAACAGAUGCAAGAUUAGCAAAGACAAUUGCGGCAUUUAUAAAAACAACAGUAUAUUAUGGAUACUUCCUAACACCAAUGUAAACCCCAGCAGAUAUUAUACUUACCGUAUUUAAGAUCCAGUUAUUUAUACAAAUUAAAAGUUAGUUUAGAAGAGUUUCUGGUAAAAUUGUACAACACAUACUCCCUUGUGAUAGUUAAAACGAUGAAGAAAGUCCUGUUUAAAUAAUUUUGUAUAAACUUUUAUAUAAAUAUAUCAUCAUAUUUAAUAUAAUAGUGAAAAAUAUAUAUUUUUUUCUUUUAAAGAGAAAUUAUCAAGCGCAUGCGUUCAAGCAUGAAAGUAACGUGUACAUUGAGAAUUAUUGCGCAGAAUUAUUAUAAGGAUUCAUAAAUAUAUUAUUGUGCUAUGGCAACACUGAUCAAAAAUUGUUGUUUAUAUAUUUUCGUUGGUCGAGUAUACGGAUUCCUUUAUCACACAGAUAACGCAUAAAUAACACCUAUACAACUUAAUUAUUAUUUCUAAUAAUAUUUUUAAGUUAUUUUAUAUUGACAUUGAAUAGGCUAAACCGAGAUGUUUGUGUAUGAAAAUGUUGCCAAUAUUACAUUUGAGAUUGUUUAUUUUCGGGCUCUAAGUUUAAAAAUUUUAUUUUCAAAUUGACAUAACGUUCAGUGCUGCCAUGCUUAAAAAUCAUAAAAUAUUUUAUCGUUCAUAAAAACGUUCUAAGUUUGAAAUUUUAAAUAUAUUAAGUAAAUGCAAAAUUUUAUAUGUUUUAUAUAUAAGGAGACCCAUGUAUAUGUCAUAGUAAGUGACUUUGUGCUAUAUUUAUUUUAUUAGUUAGUUAAUAAAAAGGAAUUAUUUAUUUCUAUUAUCAAAGAUAUGUAGUUUUUAAGAUUUUAGUCAUUUAAAUAUUAUUGAAUUAAAAAUGUUAAUAUGUGUGUCAGUAUAUUAAUAUUCGUUUUUUUUAAUUUUUAAAUAUUUUACGGCAAGCUUUGCAAGGAAAAAUAUACUGUAUAGUACAA
Messenger RNA from Vanessa atalanta (red admiral), 7611 nucleotides. RefSeq lists its product as uncharacterized. The record is from RefSeq and is a predicted model, not a curated record. Lineage: Eukaryota; Metazoa; Arthropoda; Insecta; Lepidoptera; Nymphalidae. Gene Ontology annotation, molecular function: protein tyrosine phosphatase activity. Gene Ontology annotation, biological process: protein dephosphorylation. Bases 221 to 5107 code for a protein of 1628 amino acids. The transcript has 4 exons.